UGCUGGCCGCUAUAAGGCCAGCCGGACUGCGACACCGGCCAUCGCCCCGGACCGCUCCCUUCCCUCCCUGCGGCCUCCUGCGCGAGUGAGGCGUCCUUGCUGCCCCCACACUGACCAGUCCCUCUGUCACUAGCUCUUAGUCAUGGCAUGCUCCCUGGAUCAGGCCAUCAGCCUCCUGGUGGCCGUCUUCCACAAGUACUCCUCCAAGGAGGGGGACAAGAACUCCCUGAGCAAGAAGGAGCUGAAGGAGCUGAUCCAGAAUGAGCUCACCAUCGGCCCGAAGCUGCAGGAUGCCCAAAUUGCAAGGCUGAUGGAUGACCUGGACCGGAACAAGGACCAGGAAGUGAACUUUCAGGAAUAUGUCACUUUCCUGGGGGCUUUGGCCUUGAUCUACAAUGACGCCCUCAAAUAAACUGAGAAGUUGAAGAUGCCCUCCAGGAGGCCUGUCCCAGUCAAAGCCAGUGGUGGGUAACUGUACAAUAAAUUUUUUUGGGUCAAAUCUA
Molecule: messenger RNA, 503 nt
Organism: Perognathus longimembris pacificus (Pacific pocket mouse)
Lineage: Eukaryota; Metazoa; Chordata; Mammalia; Rodentia; Heteromyidae
Gene: S100a6
Product: S100 calcium binding protein A6
Exons: 3
Coding region: 143-412 (89 amino acids)
Cellular component (GO): cytoplasm; perinuclear region of cytoplasm; nucleus
Molecular function (GO): calcium ion binding; S100 protein binding
Source: RefSeq, a predicted model, not a curated record